This is a messenger RNA of Branchiostoma floridae (Florida lancelet), 2950 nucleotides long. RefSeq names its product probable ubiquitin carboxyl-terminal hydrolase MINDY-4. Lineage: Eukaryota; Metazoa; Chordata; Leptocardii; Amphioxiformes; Branchiostomatidae. Bases 149 to 2710 code for a protein of 853 amino acids. Gene Ontology annotation, molecular function: K48-linked deubiquitinase activity; cysteine-type deubiquitinase activity. The record is from RefSeq and is a predicted model, not a curated record. Gene Ontology annotation, biological process: protein K48-linked deubiquitination. The transcript has 18 exons.
AGUGGUAGAUUCCAUUCAAGAUGGCGGUCUUUAUUUUGGUCGAAAACGUUGUGUGCCAAGCAACGGGGUUUUUGUCCAUUAUUUAGCAAAAAUGUGUGGAUACAAAUCAUCUGAAGGGUUUUAAGUGAUAUAACAGAUAUCCAGGACUAUGGAGAACUCAAAUGUUGAGAACGUAGCUUCUUCGUUGGUCCGGGAAUACCUAAGUCGGAAGGGCCUGAAGGGCACACUACAGACCAUGGACAGUGAGAUGCCGAGGUCAGAGGGCAGCAUCAGUAACCGGCUGCAGCUGGCCAAGGAGCUGCAUCUGGAAUACCUGAUGAAGAAGAACAAGGAGUGCUCCCCUCCACUACGAGCGAUGCUGGAAGUCAUGACCAAGUACUUCCUACAAAAGAUAGACGUCGGCAGAGAGGACAAGAGACAAUCUUCAGGCUCAAGACCAUCUUCAAGAAUGUCUUCAGAACGUCCCUCAAGCAGAAGUGCCUCUCAUUCAAAAGCGCCAUCGGACGAUUCCGGUUUCCAUAGCAACCAAUCCAACCAUCACGCAAAGCGAGCGUCGAAGGGCUCCGCACUUGGCCUCGACAUCCACAAUGUUGAGGAUGAGGAAGGAAUGGGGAGCACGGCUAUCUCUGAUGUCAGCAAAGCUGGUGUACACAGUACUGUCGAGGAGUCUGUGCUACAGUUGAAGAAGGAAACAAGUAGCAAGAUGGCGGCAACAGACGCCAGGGACACGGCGGAAGCUACGCAAACGAAAAAGAGCCGUCCUAAUUCAUCCCGGGGUUUGCGGAGCGGAAUGAUGGCUGGACCAAUCAUGAGCAGCCAAGACAACCGGUCGUCAAGAAGAGGUAGAGCGCCAUCCAACCGUCCCAACUUGGCAAUAAACUUGGGAACAGAGAACAAACUGGACUUCACCAAAGAUCCUACCAACGUAGACAGUCCCAUUAGCAAAUAUUCUGAGAGCAAAGUCAGUUCAAGUACUCUAAGCAGUAGUUUAACUAGAAAAGACUCUUCGUCAGACUCUAACUUAGGAAGUGACAAGUCACUAUAUGUUGCAAAAGACCCUGCCAAAAAAACUGUAUCUGAAGAAGAAAACGACUACUUCGAUAGCAAAAGACCAACGUCCGGUAGCAAACUUGUCAAAUCUACCAGUUUGGACGACAAAGUUGUCAGUCCGAAUGUCGGAACGAGGACUAAAGCUCACGAUAAAAGAAGAAAAAGCGCGGAACCAGAAAGUUUAGCGGCAAAACUAGAUGGAAAGAUAUCCCCAACACCCAACAACUUAAGUCAGACGAACAGAAGUUCGUCCAACCCUUCGGAGAUCCUUACAGACAUAAGCCAAGACACCUUGACAGAGCAGCUGGCGGCAAGGAGGGAAGCAAGGGCCAAGACACGACCCAAGACGUCCGAAAAUGGCGGGAGUAGCAGGAUGGACAAACUUAAGGAAAGGUUGAAAAACUUGGAGGAUAGUUUUGAUGACAAUGGAUCUAACAAUAGCAAGUCAAGGAAGUCCAACAGUAGCUCCUCUAAUAGUAAUACCAAGAAGUUUGGCGACCUUGAAAUGGGAGAUGUGGAUGACCUUGAGGAUGACCUGGGUGACCUUGCCCUAUCUGCACCUGCACCAAGCAUCAAGCCAUUGGCUGAUGCUCAACCAAUCACUGCAGAGACUGCAGCUGAGUUGAAAACAUUGCUGUUUGGGUCAGCCUCAGAACAGUUCAAUGCAGAAUGGAGGAACCAGAGUCUGAGUUUCUGUGAUACAGAGGGACUGCGGUUUGGGAUUGUACAGAACAAGGGUGGACCCUGUGGUGCACUAGCAGCUAUCCAGGCCUGUAUGCUGAAGAGACUGUUGUUUGGGGAGGCUCGGGACAAGACGGCAAACGCUCACAGAUUGCUGAGUCCUGACUCUAGGCUGAGGUCAGAGUGUCUAGCAUUGGGACUUGCUGACUUACUAUGGAGGGCUGGGAGGAAGAAACUGGCUGUAGUGGCAAUGCCUUCAGGACGAAAACAGUUCCAGGGAGGGGCCAGAUACAGACAGGAUAACCUAACAGAAACUCUGAUGCUGAACACUGUGGACUCCCAGGGGGAUUUGGAAGCUUUUAUCAAACAGAACAUUUCUCUGUUUGAGACCAACCAGUAUGCCACUAUUCUGGUCCUGUACUCUGCAAUCCUGUCUAGAAGUAUUGACCAUGUCAUCUCUGACAUGGAUGAGCCCACUACCAAGUUGAUAGGAGCACACGGCUACUGCACACAGGAAAUGGUGAACCUAUUCCUGACGGGAAAAGCUGUGUCUAACGUGUUUAACGACACGGUGGAGCUGGACUCUGGGGGUGGGGAAACCAUGAUCCUCAGGGGGGUGGGGAGUAGGAGCGAGAUCGGUCUCCUCUCACUCUUCGAACACUAUGGGUCUUGCCAGGUUGGCACCUACAUGAAGACCCCCCGUUACCCCAUCUGGGUGGUGUGCAGUGAGAGUCACUUCUCCGUACUCUUCUGUAUAAGGAAAGAACUCAUGAACGACUGGAAAUACGAGCGCCGCUUCGACCUGUACUACUAUGACGGACUCGCCAGACAGGACGAACAAAUACGCCUCACAGUUGACAACUUACAUCCCUACCAGCCUCCAGGGGAGGGAGAACUAAUACCACCAUUGGAGCACUGUAUCCGGACAAAAUGGAAUGAUGCUACCGUGGACUGGAAUGGUACUGACCCUAUUCUUUAGAAAUUGCUGGGAUACCCAAAGAGAAACACAAGAUUGUUGCUGUAUAUAUGUUUGUUUGUUUGUUUGUAUGUUUCUUUAUUUCCUUGUUUGUCAAUUUAAAAAUUGUUUUAGAAUUGCUACAAGGUAGUUGAUUGUCAGAAUUGUGCAAAUCUUUACAAUAUGAAAUGUUCAUUAAUUAUUAAGUAGUUCAAAAUUUGUUUGUUACAAGGUAGUUGAUUGUCAGAAUUGUGCAAAUGUUCA